Messenger RNA from Ostrea edulis (European flat oyster), 2576 nucleotides. RefSeq names its product glucose-6-phosphatase 2-like. Gene Ontology annotation, cellular component: membrane. Gene Ontology annotation, biological process: gluconeogenesis; glucose 6-phosphate metabolic process. Bases 1470 to 2561 code for a protein of 363 amino acids. Gene Ontology annotation, molecular function: glucose-6-phosphatase activity. The transcript is spliced from 9 exons. Lineage: Eukaryota; Metazoa; Mollusca; Bivalvia; Ostreida; Ostreidae. The record is from RefSeq and is a predicted model, not a curated record.
AUUUCCUGGUAUGUUUCGUUCGUGUACCGAUGUCAGAUGAGAUCAUGAGUGGGAACUGAGGUUGAAGAUAUUGUUUUCCCUCAUUAUAUAUGCAUUAGAUUAAUAUGUUUUACGGCGUGACCGUGUUUGAGGGCGAAGCAAACAAAUUUUGGCAUUAGUAUCUAUAUCCAAAACAGAACCAAAACAACCCGAAGUUAGCACGAGGACGGAGCUGUAUCAAAGCAUCCUAAUUUUGGAUAUUUGAUCCGCCUAUAUAUUGAACGCGGGAAAUAUAACGCAAUUGAUGUAAACAGUACAUUGUGACGUCAUAUUCAGCGUCGUUUUUUAGCAAAUUUACAAACAUAGCGUUUGAACCACAACAACAAACAUGGCGUUAAUGGUGGAGUGAUUAUAUAUGAUUAAGAAAAUAAGAUUUACAUGCUUUUACGAAUUUUAUGUAACAUCUCAGAACGACGUGAACUAGGGUAGACGAGAUUCAAAAUGGAGAAAUACAUGUCCACGCGAUAGUAUUCGAAUCAACGUCAUUAGUACCAAAAUUUUCAAGUUCCAUAGGUAUGGUUUAAUUUUUCAUUGUUUUCCUAUAUUUUCCUUUUAAACAUGUAUAUAUAUGUGUUACCUAUAGGGAGAGCUCCGCUCUCACGGCCCUUCGGGCCGUGAGAGGGCUUCGCCCUCUACUAAUUUAUUUUAUCAGUACUAAUAUGUCUUACGACGUGACCGUGUUUGAGAGCGAAGCAAACAAUAUUGGCAUUAGUAUCUAGAUCCACAAGAGGACUUAAAAUAUCCCGAAAUAUUAGCACCUAACGUGUGAGAGCAGAGCUCAGUCAAAGUAUCUAAAUUUAGACAUUUUAAAAUGAUUUUUGAUCCGCCUAUUUAUUGAACGCGGGAAACUCUAUGCAACUGAUGUAAACAGUGCAUUGCCCCUGUGUUGUGACGUCAUAUUCAGCGUCUGUGUUUAGCAAAUUUUUUAUACACAAACAAAGGAGACAUGGCACAAUUCACGCUAACUGAGGAGUGAUUUUAUAUGAUUUAGAAAAAAAAAGAUUUACAUGCUUUUACGGAUUUUAUGUAACAUCUCAGAACCACGUGAACUAGGGUAGACGAGAUUCGAAAUGGAGAAAUACAUGUCCACGCGCUAGUAUUCGAAUUAAUGUCAUUGGGACCAAAAUUUUCAAGUUCCAUAGCUAUGGUUGAAUUUUUCAUCAGUUUUCUAUAUUUUCCUUUUAAACAUGUAUAUAUGUGUUACCUAUAGGGAGAGCUCCGCUCUCAUGGCCCUUCGGCUUCGCCCUCUAUAAAGUAACCAGUUACAAUUGGAUAUUUCUUUGAAAAGUCAGCUUCUUAGAUUGUCGUACGAUCCACUUUCAAUAUAUACCCCCACACAGCCCAGAACUGGUAGAAGUUAUCAGGUUAUAUUAGAAAUCUUAUUGGUAAAAUUAAUUGUGAAAGCCUGUCAUAUACUGCUAUACUAGAAAAUGAUGAUGAUUGAGGAUCCAAUUUUAGUUGUUUUACAGUUCCUAGCGUUGUAUGUCAUGGGAAAUCAAGAACCCGGGAUCAUGGAUUACGUCCACCUGAGGGGGGUGGAGAUUAUUCAUCAAAUUCAACACACAUUCAGGCACCAUGUGGACCUGAUGCAAAUACUGACACGUGUUGGUGAUCCUAGAUAUGCCUUCCUUAUUUAUUUCCCAUUGGCUUACUGUUUACACCAGGCCACCGGAACAAGAGUUUUGUGGAUUGCCUGUCUGUCUGAAUGGCUGAAUGGAGUCUUGAAAUGGAUACUGCAUGGACAGCGGCCAUAUUGGUGGGUUAAUGAAGUAAAACUACACGACAAUGUUCUAAACAUUCCUUCUCUGGAACAAUACAGUCUCACCUGUGAAACAGGACCAGGUAGUCCUUCAGGACAUGCUAUGGUCACUUCAGCUGUGCUGUAUUCCAUUGGAACAUCUUUCAUGCAACAUGGAAUUCAACAGGCAAAAGCUGUAGAGCGUGUGUUAGUCUGGGUAUCUUUUACAGUGGUACUUGUAGCUGUGAAUGUAUCCAGGCUAUUCAUAGCAACACAUUUUCCACACCAGGUAGUAGCAGGAUCGCUGACUGGGAUAUUAUUAGCAGAGGUUGUCAAACAUGAAUACACAUCUGGUCUCACUUUCAAGCAUUAUGCGAUAUGGUGCAUUGUGUUGGUGAUUGGGGUGUGUGUCACAUAUUUUGGAAUAUCCAUUCUCAGUUUGGAUCCUCUUUGGAGCCUCACUCUUGCCAAGAAAUGGUGUGCUAAUCCAGAGUGGGUUCACCCAGAUACAACUCCGUUCUUCACCUUCACAAGAGACGUGUCAUCAUUAUUAGAAUGGAUACCUGAAGCUGUGACUGAGGCAGUAUUUGUAGGCAGACAACCUUUAACAUGGUCACAAUCUUCUAGGACACACGUAAGAGAACACAGUCCUCCACAGUCCUUUCCAAAUGAACCAAGAGGACAAGGUGUUUUACAGAAGUCUCCAAAAUAUCCAGUUGUCGCAGCAUGCACUGGAUCCUGCGUCGGUCCUGAAUAUACAUCACAUGGGAAUUACAGAAAAUAAAUCUUUUUUUGUUUU